Messenger RNA from Nematostella vectensis (starlet sea anemone), 1560 nucleotides. Its product is annotated as zinc finger MYND domain-containing protein 19. Bases 102 to 809 code for a protein of 235 amino acids. NCBI's taxonomy places the organism in Eukaryota, Metazoa, Cnidaria, Anthozoa, Actiniaria, Edwardsiidae. The record is from RefSeq and is a predicted model, not a curated record. The transcript is spliced from 10 exons.
CAUGAAUCCCCGUAAACAUCUCGAAAAGAGAGAACUAGAAAUUUGUGCGAAUUUUCAUCAUUUUUAUGUGUCUUCAAGGCGGUAUUCCAUAGUUUUCGGGAAUGGAGAGUGGCCUGAAGCUUGGUAUCGUUUAUAUUGGAAAAGCAGGUGGAAAGCAUAAGUAUUGUCUUAUCGAUGAAAAAGACAUCCCUUUGGUUAAAAGAUUUAGAUUUGAGGCCAAGGUUGACAUUGACCGUGAUGGUAAUGGUGCAAGAAUUUAUGCUUAUGCCUUUGACAUAACUAAGGAUAAAUCAGGGUGCUACUUCCAUGAUUACAUUUGGGAGAGGCAUUGUGGUGGAAUUGCACCAGGUUUUAAGGUUUUUCACAAGAAUGGUGUUACUGUAGAUAAUAGACUUUGUAAUUUGUUUGUGAUGCCAUAUGAUAGCAAAUUUAGAGGGUGCCAACAUCAGAAAUCUGGAUGUGGUGCUAAUGAGCCUAGCGACGACCAGAAUCUGUACUGGACAGCAGUAUCCAGAUUACCAGCGUUUGAGGCACAGGAUGAGCAUUAUAUCAAUGCAAACUUCAAUAAAUUCUACAAUGCCAAUGGGGAAUUGAUAAAGGAAGAAGAUGAUUCUUCAUCAUUCUAUGAAUGCCACUUUGCUCCUUGCACAAGAAUGGAGAGUGAGCUCCAAGAGUUUAGUAUUUGUGGCAGAUGUCAACAAGUGAGAUACUGUGGAAUACUAUGCCAACAGCGAGACUGGCCGAGCCACAAGAAGUACUGCAAGGAGCGUGCCCGCCAGCGUUUCCUUGAGAGCCCGCCAGAUCGCUAGCUGCUAUAUUAUAUUUAUAAUGUACAUAUUAUAGGAUUCAAAUAGCUCUUGUAAGAAGCUGUUUUAUGUGAGAGUUGUGCUCAUAACGGUGCUAAAUGAUGUUUCUACCAUGCAUUCUUAUAACAUGGCCAUAUUUUUAUAAUAAUAGGCUAGCAAUGUUCAUUUAGUGAAACAUCCCUCUCUACAUCUUUUUCUUUUUUACUCGCCAAUAACAUAUCCUAUUUUUAUGGUUUUGAUGGAUGUGCCUUCAUUUUUGUCUCAGAUACAAAACUUACAGUAUUUUACAAAGGCAAUGAAUAAAAAUGAAAUAUCAAGAAAAGCCACAGCCAUGUGCUCACUUGAGCCCAAAACCAAAUUUACUCAAUUCCAUACAUUUCCUGCAAAUCUGAAACUGCUAUUGCUUUGUGUUCCCUUGAUUGUAUUACCAAGUCAGCAGUUUCAAAAGGUAACUUGUUCAGUGAUUGCCCUUGGCUACCAUCACAGUCCACUUGAUGUAUAGAAAUUUGGAACAGUAUAUUUUUUUGUGGAUGUUUGCAUAAAUUGUUUGGCAAGAGAUUCUUUCCAUAUGAACACAACUUGUCCCCAUGCUUUAUAAGCAUAAAAACUAACAGAAAUCUACCAUGGAUGUGAAUAUAAAGCAAAUCUGAUCAAUUUAGGCAAUGUUUUCUGAUUGUUUGCAAAUAGGCUCAGCUUGGUAAAGACAUGUUGUAGAUAAGGCAUAGUAAAGAGUAAAUUUAUGCUUUCUGUGUUA